Prunus armeniaca (apricot) is the source of this 1068-nucleotide messenger RNA. NCBI's taxonomy places the organism in Eukaryota, Viridiplantae, Streptophyta, Magnoliopsida, Rosales, Rosaceae. The record is from the annotation of a GenBank genome assembly.
AUGAUGUCUCUGGUGUGGGGUUCCUCCUCACCGCCCCCACCACCACCAGAAGCAGCAGUGAGCACAAUGGCAAAGAAAUGUGGAGGCUCAAGGGGUCUUCUGAGCAGCAGCAGCAGGGGUGUGGUGAGUAAUUCAAGUGGUGCAGUUGCUUCUAGUACUACUGGGUUUCCCUCAUUUCUUCCAAAGGAGGUGGAGAAAAUUAAAGAUCCUUAUGCCAGAACCUUGGCUCAAAGGAUGGAGAGGCUCCCCGUACAGAUUGGAUCCUCUGAAAGUUUUAUUAUGAGUAGUUGUGUGAAACCUCAAAAACAAAGUGAGAUCAAUCCAGUGGUUCUCCUUCAUUGCUUUGACAGUUCUUGUUUAGAGUGGAGGUGCGCAUACCCCCUGCUUGAAGAAGCUGGGUUGGAGGCUUGGGCUGUUGAUGUUCUUGGGUGGGGAUUCUCUGAUUUAGAAAGGCGCCCACCGUGCAGUGCAGCAUCCAAGCGUCAUCAUCUCUAUCAGUUUUGGAAGUCCUACAUCAGAAGGCCAAUGAUAUUAGUUGGACCAAGCCUUGGUGCUUCGGUUGCAAUUGACUUUGCAGUCCACCAUCCAAUAGCUGUUGAAAAGCUGGUUUUAAUAAAUGCAAGUGUGUAUGCAGAAGGCACUGGAGACCUGGCAAAGUUACCUAAAUUCUUAGCCUACGCUGGGGUUUCUUUAUUGAAGAGCAUACCUCUACGCCUUUAUGCAAAUUUGUUGGCCUUCAAUGGCAUUUCAUUAUCUACAACCUUUGAUUGGACUAAUGUUGGCCGUUUACACUGUUUGCUGCCUUGGUGGAAAGAUGCAACAGUCAGUUUUAUGAGUAGUGGAGGCUACAAUGUUAUUUCCCAAAUAAAACAGGUGAAGCAAAAAGCACUUGUGAUUUGCAGCGAGCAAGAUCAUAUUAUCAGCUACAAACAAAUAUUGAGGCUACGCUGUGAGCUUCCGUACGCAAUCAUGCGGCUAAUACCAGAUAGUGGUCACCUCCCUCAUGUUGAAAAUCCCACCUCUGUUGCGAAACUAAUUGCAGGGUUUGCUAGGAACGAUUGUUGCUGA